Symbiodinium sp. CCMP2592 is the source of this 528-nucleotide messenger RNA. The record is from the annotation of a GenBank genome assembly. NCBI's taxonomy places the organism in Eukaryota, Dinophyceae, Suessiales, Symbiodiniaceae.
AUGGCUCUGCCUUUGACGAAGCAGGUCGUAAGCAAGACGAACGAGACGCGGGAGCUGCAGCAGGAGCUCCAGGCGAUUGUGGAGGAGAAGCUGCUGCCGGCAGCCGGUAGAAUGGAGGUGGCCUUGGAAAAGCUCGAGCAUGGCGACUAUGAUGAGCUCUGGAGGACGAAGAAGUUGGAGGACUCUGUCAUUGCGGUGCUGUCAACCUUAGGUUGCGUUGCCUAUGGGAAGUCCGAAGAUCACAGCCAGUGGCUGCCGAAGGUGCACUGGGACCUGGCAAGUGAUCUCAAAGGCCUUGACAAGGACGGCCGGGCCAUGAACGACGAAGCUUUUCGGAGGUUGGAGGAGCACUGUGCCACUCCAUUGUUGCAAAGCGCGACUUCGGCGUCCUGCGGCAGUCGCCGUGUUGCCCAGCUCCUCGAGCAGUGGCUGUUGGGUUACAAAGACUACGCCACGACUGCUCGGGAGUUGAAGCCGCGGAUGAUCCAGCUCCAGCAGCUUCAGCUUGAGCUGCAGGCCAUAGACUAG